Andrographis paniculata is the source of this 2735-nucleotide messenger RNA. Its product is annotated as DNA mismatch repair protein MSH4. Gene Ontology annotation, biological process: mismatch repair; reciprocal meiotic recombination. The coding region runs from base 16 to 2394 and encodes 792 amino acids. The record is from RefSeq and is a predicted model, not a curated record. Gene Ontology annotation, molecular function: mismatched DNA binding; ATP binding; ATP-dependent DNA damage sensor activity. NCBI's taxonomy places the organism in Eukaryota, Viridiplantae, Streptophyta, Magnoliopsida, Lamiales, Acanthaceae. The transcript has 25 exons. Gene Ontology annotation, cellular component: nucleus.
AUUUGGGAAUUCGUAAUGGAAGACGGUGCAGGAGAGAAGUCCAGCUUUGUCGUCGGCCUUAUUGAGAACCGCGCCAAAGAGGUUGGCGUGGCUGCAUUUGAUUUGAGAUCAGCUUCAUUGCAUCUUUCUCAAUAUAUUGAAACUAGCAGUUCAUACCAGAAUACAAAGACACUACUGAAUUUUUACGAUCCUUUGGUAAUUAUUGUUGCACCUAUGAAGCUGGCACCUGAUGGUAUGGUUGGAGUCUCAGAGCUAGUUGACAGAUUUUUCUCCUCAAUUACAAAGGUUAUAAUGGCUCGUGGUUGUUUUGAUGACACCAGGGGAGCUGUGCUAGUAAAAAACUUGGCAGCUAAAGAACCAUCUGCACUUGGUUUGGAUAGCUAUUAUAAGCAAUAUUACCUUUGCUUGGCUGCUGCUUCUGCAAUCAUCAAGUGGAUAGAAGCAGAGAAAGGGCUGAUCAUCACCAACCACUCAUUAUCUGUUACUUUUAAUGGAUCAUUUGACCACAUGAAUAUAGAUGCUACUAGCGUCCAGAACUUAGAGAUAAUUGAACCAAUGCACUCUAGUCUUUGGGGCACUAACAACAAGAAGAGAAGUCUGUUUCACAUGCUCAAGACGACAAGGACAGUUGGAGGGACUAGAUUAUUGCGGGCCAAUCUUUUACAGCCACUUAAAGACAUUGAAACCAUAAAUGCCAGACUUGAUUGCCUGGAUGAGUUGAUGAGCAAUGAGCAACUAUUUUUUGGGUUGUCUCAGGUUCUUCGGAAGUUCCCAAAAGAAACUGAUAAGGUACUCUGUCACUUCUGCUUUAAGCAAAAGAAAGUUACUAAUGGAGUCUUGGCCCUUGACAAUUCCAGAAAGAGCCAAAUCUUGAUAUCAAGUAUUAUUCUUCUGAAAACUGCCCUAGACGCCUUACCAUUAUUGUCAAAGGUGCUUAAGGAUGCCAAUUGUUUCCUACUAAAAAAUAUUUACAAGUCCAUAUCUCAGAACGAAAAAUUUGUUUCCAUUAAGAGAAGGAUUGGAGAGGUGAUUGAUGAAGAUGUUCUUCAUGCACGUGUGCCUUUUGUUGCCCGCACCCAGCAGUGUUUUGCUGUCAAGGCAGGGAUUGAUGGAUUUCUAGAUAUUGCUCGUAGAUCUUUCUGUGACACCAGCGAAGCAAUACACAACCUGGCAAACAAGUAUCGUGAGGAUUAUAAGUUACCAAAUCUGAAAAUCCCUUACAACAACAGGCAAGGAUUUUACUUUAGCAUACCUCAGAAAGAUAUACAGGGCAAACUUCCCAGCAAGUUCAUCCAGGUUAUAAAACAUGGAAACAACAUACAUUGUUCUUCUCUAGAACUGGCCUCAUUGAAUGUAAGGAAUAAAUCUGCAGCGAAAGAGUGCUAUCUUCGGACAGAAAUAUGCCUGGAAGCAUUAAUGGAUGCCAUACGAGAAGAUGUCUCUAUUCUCACUUUUCUUGCAGAGGUUUUAUGCCUUCUGGAUAUGAUAGUCAAUUCAUUUGCUCAUACAAUAUCCACAAAGCCAGUUGACAAAUAUAGUAGACCUCAGUUUACUUAUGACGGUCCGCUGGCAAUUGACUCAGGCAGGCACCCCAUCCUUGAAGGUGUACACCAAGAGUUCAUUGCCAACAACAUUUUCCUUUCCGAAGCAUCAAAUAUGUUAAUAGUUACUGGCCCUAACAUGAGUGGAAAGAGCACUUACCUACAGCAAGUUUGCCUGGUAGUCAUCCUUGCUCAAAUUGGUUGUUAUGUUCCUGCACGCUUUGCAACUUUAAAAGUAAUUGAUCGCAUAUUUACUAGGAUGGGAAUUAUGGACAGUGUUGAAUCAAAUUCUAGCACGUUUAUGACUGAAAUGAAGGAGACUGCUUUCAUUCUACAAAAUGCUUCUCAUAGAAGUUUGAUUGUUGUGGAUGAAUUGGGAAGAGCAACAUCGUCCUCUGAUGGAUUUGCAAUUGCAUGGAGCUGCUGCGAGCAUCUACUGGUUUUAAGAGCGUACACUAUAUUUGCUACUCACAUGGAAAACCUCUCUGAAUUGGCCACAAUUUAUCCAAAUGUAAAAGUUGUUCACUUUGGCAUUGAGAUCAAGAGCAACCGAAUGGAAUUCAAGUUUCAACUGAGAGAUGGUCCGCGGCAUGUGGCACAUUAUGGCCUCAUACUUGCAGGAGUCGCAGGAUUGCCAAGUUCCGUGAUAGAGUCUGCCGAAAGCAUUACAUCCAAGAUCGCUCAAAAGGAAAAGAAGAGAAUAGAGACAAACAUCCAAAAGAAUCAGCAUAUUCAAAUGGCAUAUCGUGUUGUGCAGAGACUCAUAUGCCUCAAAUAUUCCAACCAAGACGAGGAUUCUAUCCGUCAAGCAUUGCAGGCUCUUAAAGAAAACUGCAUCAAUGGAGGGAUUUAACCUAAAAGCUCAUCUGUAGGCUAAAAUGAUGAACUGAAUGUUAUAAAUUUUCAACAUGAAACAAACGAACCACUCGCCCUUGGCAGGAAAACAAUUCAGCAAGCUGAUAUAAGAGCACCGAGCGGGCGCUAUAUAAAGAGAUUUGGUCUUGCAAGGAAAUUGUCAUUACAGAAAUGUAUGAUAACAAUACAGUCACACUCACUGAAGGAACAUACAACCAGCAUGUAAGUUCUUAACAAACCCUUUAUUAUAAAUAAUCAAACUUAGGAAUCUAAAGAUUUCUAUUGUAGAUGGCACCAAACAGUCGGAAACUGAAUCAGGAUCCCAAGCAGCAUACGAAA